Molecule: messenger RNA, 3693 nt
Organism: Pipra filicauda (Wire-tailed manakin)
Lineage: Eukaryota; Metazoa; Chordata; Aves; Passeriformes; Pipridae
Gene: WDR25
Product: WD repeat domain 25
Exons: 6
Coding region: 2086-3615 (509 amino acids)
Molecular function (GO): protein binding
Source: RefSeq, a predicted model, not a curated record
UGUUGCUUUAAAAGCAGAUGUUGAUGGGAAGUCUUUAGAUGAGAGAAAUGCUUUGGUUUUACAAAAGUACUGACGCGUAUGGGUGAUGUGUGUGGUGGGAUGGAUUUGUGCUGGCCAGAUGUAAUGGGACAGUUUCUUUCCAGUAUCUCAUGGGAAAUGUUUUUAACCUGGUGUUUGCACGGCACUAUGGUGCACUUAGUUCUGAAUCUCAGCUUGAGGUUUUUUGUGUUUAAAUAAAGUAGCUUUGCAACUCUUACCCAAUCCACUUGUGUAUCUUAGUUUAUAGCUUUUAGCCAGAGGUCAACUUCUUACUGUAUUUGUUCUUUGGAAAUGGUGCAUUUGGCUGGGCCCUGUUUUUAGCACUGCAAUAUAAACAGUAACCACUCAAUACAGUUAUUCAAAGCUGCUAUUUAUUUGAUGUUUCAAUUUACUGCUAAAACCUUCAAUUUACCGUUUUUGAAUUGAUUUUUUAGUUAAGUUUACUUGAUAUGCUACUUAUUUUUUCUUGACACUGUUUAAAUGAAAUGUUGUUGUAAUAAAUGUAGCUGUAUUACUAAAAAAAGAAUUUUUCCUUGCUCUUCUUUGCUGACACUUAUAGCUAUCUUAAACUUCAAAUAAGGACAAAAUGUCCUCUAGAGGGAGAUCUUGUUGCUUUUAUGUGCUAAAAUGUUGGUCACCUUGUUCCAGUUAAAUGUUUUGAUCACCUAUCUUGGAAAGGAUAUGUGAUGAUGAAUGUGUGUACUUCUGCUCUGGAUCUGUGCUUGGAAAUUUCAUAACAGGAUACAGAAUAUAAUAGCCUGUCAUGUAACACUUCUGUAGGUUAAGUGAAACAUAGUUGUUUUAGUUUGAAUAGGUUUAAUUCUGAAGUUAAAUGAAUAAUGUUUACAAGUUCCAGAGCAUUACUCCUGCAGGAGAAUUUGUAGGACUUACAUUUGUGGCAUCAAUUCUGCAAAUGCUUACAAAGAUACUGACUUUCAUGCAUCACUCUCUUUUUCAUCAAGAUGCUUUUGAGGGCAGUUUCUUUACUGUCGUAAACCAAGAAUUUCAGUAGCUGCUCUGAAAGUGUUGUGGGUUAAAUCUCUUCAGCAUAAUGAGUGCUAACAGCUGGGCAAGGAAAUAAAGCAGAAAUAAAAUGUCCCAUUUGAUUGAUCUUGGCAGUACUUUCUGCCUAUAAAAAACAGAGGUUGAAAUAUUACUUUGCAGACACAUCAAUUGUUUGAAUGUAGUUAACUCUAUAUUCCACAUGCUCAAUCCAAAUUACUGGAAGAAUCCUGGUGGGAUUAUUAUGAGGGUGAGUUAUUCAGCAUGUUACAUAUGCAGCCUCAGCAUGAGAUUUUUCUCACAGACACAUUGAAAAACCUUAUUCCACAGUAAAGGCAUCUGUGCUCUUAUUUUUCUGUACGUAAAUGCAAAUAGUGAAUUUGGUGUAGUUUCUGUUAUGUCUGUUGUGUAAAACUAAAGGCUGUGUGGAACUUACUCAGUGGAUAUGAUUGGAAAAUUUCCUCAUACUGCGACAACUGCUGAAUAGGUCAAAAAUGUGUUCACUUUUUUAGUUGCCAGUUGAACCCCUACACACUUCUUUCAAGUCCUCUGUACUGUUAAGAAAUAGAUAUUGUCAGGCUGACUCCAAAAUAGUUGUAGUAUUUGUAUUCUUAUAAAUGUACAUACCAAACCACUACAUAAUUAAUUACUUUUGUGUGAGGAGAAGUAAUACUGCAAGUAAGGUAAAGUGAUUUGCAUUAUUUAUAUUGCAAGAUUGUUUUCCUUUCCAUACUCUUUUUCAUUGUUUUAUGGUAUGCAAAUACACUUCUGCAGUGCAUUAAAAAUGUAUGCAAAGGGCUUGGAGGCAAAUGGUGUUGUGUAAUUGAAGGUACAGAUGUGUUUUAAUAGAGGAAUAAAUGCCAUUGAUAAAUAGGAAUAAAAGUUUGAUGUUUUUUGUUAAGAAAGGCAUAUUUACAUCCCUAAGUUACUCAUAUUGUAGACUCUUUAAUGAACUGUGCUCUGAAUAAUCAAUUCUUUAUUUUAGAUCAUAAUUUUGGAGGAUUGCAGCACUGAGAUCUCUGGAGUCUGCUGUGUGUAGCCAUAAUGAGUUCGUCACUGGUUGCUUAUGAAGAUUCAGACUCUGAGACAGAAACUGAGAAGACUGAAGUCCCCCAAGCUUUUGGCACUCAAAUAAGCUCUCAGAGGUCUUCUGUGAGUUGUGGUCAGCACUUUGCACCUGGUAGUUUGGGUACAAAAUCUACAUAUGAAAUGCACCCUACGGAGAACAGUGGCAGUUCUGGCACAAGCACUGUUUGUGAAGAUCCCCCUGAGCUUUAUGCACAGAAUAAUAACACUGACAUGACAUCUCCUUAUUCUAGGAGGGCAUACCCUGGCCAUGCUGCAUUAUCUAUGCCUUACAGAAACUAUGAACAGACCUCAAGCUCUUCAGCAAACUCUGGAAAUGGCGUUUCCCAGAAGAGAAUGCAUAAAGACAGUGCUACUACCAUAAAAGGAAUUAGACCAUAUAUCCCCAAACGAUUGCGUCAAGAAAGUUCCAGUACGCCUGAAACAAAGGAACCUGAUCAGAGAGGUAGCUCAGAUUGUGAUGUUAAACUGGGUGUAUUGGGAGAGCAGACUUCGAGAAAGAUCUCUGAAUUAAUUAAGCCAUAUUUGGGAUCCAAAUAUAAAUCAACCGAAGUCCCCAAAAGCUUAAUAUUUUAUAUGUCUAAACACAGUGGCCCUGUCAAUGAAAUCCAGUGGUGUCCUGUACGGGAACAGAGUCACAUGCUUCUCUCAGCUUCUAUGGACAAAACAGUCAAGGUAUGGGAUGCUGUAGAUACAGGCUGCUGUUUAAAAACAUACUCCUGUCACUCCUGUGCUGUUCGAGCUGCCCAGUGGUCGUCUUGUGGAAGAAGGAUCCUCAGUGGGGGCUUUGAUUCCACACUGCAUUUAACAGAUAUAGAAACAGGGAAGCAGAUAUUUAGCAGCAAAACAGAGUUUAGGAUCAGUGCGCUCAAGUUUCACCCUACAGAGUCAAAUAUUUUCCUUUGUGGAGGGUUCAGCCCAGAAGUUAAAGCUUGGGAUAUAAGGACUUCUAAGGUGUUAAGAGUGUACAAAGCUGCAGUACAACAGACUUUGGAUAUACUCUUUCUCCCUGAAGGAAGAGAGUUUCUUUCAAGCACAGAUGCAGUAAGCCGAGACUCAGCUGAUCGUACCAUCAUUGCAUGGGAUUUCCAAAGUGCUGCAAAAAUCUCCAACCAGAUUUUUCAUGAGCGUUACACUUGCCCAAGUCUGUCUCUGCACCCAAAAGAGUCUGUGUUUGUUGCUCAGACAAACGGAAACUACAUGGCUUUGUUUUCUGCGCAGCGACCAUACCGGAUCAACAAAAAGAAAAGAUAUGAAGGACAUAAGGUGGAAGGAUUUGCAGCGGGCUGUGAAUUUUCUCCAGAUGGAACACUUUUGGUGACAGGAAGUUCAGAUGGCAAAGUGUUUUUCUACAACUAUCAUACUUCUAGGAUUAUUCGCACUUUGUCUGCACAUAAAGAAGCUUGUGUGAGUGCAAUAUUUCACCCAGUCUUGCCAUCACUCCUUGCAACCUGUGAUUGGGCUGGAGAAAUCAAGAUCUGGCAAUAACAAGGAGGGUUAAUUUUCAGGAUGUCUUCUGUUAGUCUGUCAAAGGCUUAGGAAAUAAACCAGGUUAUGCAAUGUGAA